Durusdinium trenchii is the source of this 712-nucleotide messenger RNA. NCBI's taxonomy places the organism in Eukaryota, Dinophyceae, Suessiales, Symbiodiniaceae. The record is from the annotation of a GenBank genome assembly.
GCUUAUCGGAUCGGUUGAGGAGUUCGUUUCCAAAAGCGGAUCGGAUCUCAGAUGGAGGGCCUCAACUUUUCGGCGUCCGAGUGGCUCGGCGCUGUGGAGGAUGUGCUGAAGAGCCACCUCACAGGGGAAAAUCGCUACACGCAAAGCUUCACGGAGGAUGUGCAGGCCUUCGUUCAUGCCAUCGAUUGGAGGACGGACUUUUGGAUCUUUGGGCUCUUCCUGGUCGAGUUUCUGGACCUUUUGAUGGUCGUGAUCAACCGGAGGUCCUGGGAACGCUUAGCCAUGAUCUUCCUGGCCAACACCGGGAUCCUGUAUUGUGCGGAGUGGCUGAACCAGCUGGCCAGCAAGAACUGGAAGACCUUCUCAAGCCAGGACUACUUCGAUAAAGCAGACUCCAUUUGCAGUGCAGCCCCAUUUCUUUACGCGAACUCAACGGGGGCCCACGGGAGCAGAACUUCGAGAGCCUCAGAAAUGAUGGCUGUGAAGGUCCGGUCCCCAACAAUCAAAAGUCAAGCCCCUCCGAAGCACAGAGAUGCAUGCGUUCAAAGAGUUUCAGGUAGGAGCAAGGACGCUACUACUAGCUCCUGGCAUCGCUACUAGUAACAAAGGGCAUCGCUACUAGGAGCAAGUUUUCUGCAGUUUCAAGGGGACCUCGAUGAGAUGUCUCAGAAUCUGGUGGCCGGUGGCCUUUGGCCCUAUGUUCAAAAAGCAG